Molecule: messenger RNA, 1290 nt
Organism: Neocloeon triangulifer
Lineage: Eukaryota; Metazoa; Arthropoda; Insecta; Ephemeroptera; Baetidae
Product: zinc finger Ran-binding domain-containing protein 2-like
Exons: 4
Coding region: 233-931 (232 amino acids)
Biological process (GO): RNA processing
Molecular function (GO): lipopolysaccharide binding; RNA binding
Source: RefSeq, a predicted model, not a curated record
GCUUUUAUCAGCCGUGAAAUAAAAAUAAAAGUUGUGUUGUCGGAGAUAAAAAGAUACAUAAAUUUUGGCCUGGAAGUCCUGGAACGACUUCAGAAGGAACCUCCCGUCGCAGGACCUAAUAUAAUUCGAUUAGUCGUGACGUUUUCCUCGAGAUAAAGCCGAGGUGAGACCCCGAUGUUGGCCGGCAGGAAACCGUAAUCAGAGUCGGACGUCGUCGAUCGAACAAAAUAAUAUGCAGAAGAGCUCGGGAAGACACGAGAGCGGCGGGCGCGGCGGUCCUCGGAAGGGCGACAGCGACUGGCUGUGUCCGGACACCGAGUGCGCCAACUGGAACUUCGCGUGGCGGACUUCGUGCAACCGGUGCAGCGGCCCGAAGCCCCCCGGCGAGGACGCCGCCUCCAGUAGUAACAGCAAGUCGAAGAAGCUGGGACAUGAAAUCGGCAAGGCCAUGGCCGAAAAGAGCAAGGGCCUCUUCAGCGCCGACGACUGGCAGUGCAGCAAGUGCGGCAACGUCAACUGGGCUCGGCGCCACCAGUGCAACGUCUGCAACGCGCCUCGGUUUGGCGAGGUGAAUGUUGAAGAGCGAACAGGAUUUGGAGGGGGUUUCAACGACCGGGGCGUUGUUGAAUACAAAGAGCGGAAGGAGGAGUCGGACGACGAGUGGGACGAAUUCGGUCGGCGCAAAAAGAAGUCUUCUGGCAAGUCAUCGUCCAGCGACAAAAACAAACGAUCCCACUCAAGUGACGAGGACAAACGAUCAAGCAAUAAGAAAAAGCGGAGAGACUCGACCAGCAGCAGUUCCGACAGCGAGGUUGAGAAGAAGAAGCCAAAAGUGGAGUCUGAGGAUGAAGACGAAGACAGUGGUGAUGAGGGUGACCUGUCGAAGUACGACCUGAGCGGGUGGGGUGAGGACGAUGACAGCAAAAAGUGAGGUACUCUCGACUGGAAGAAAAAAAAACAUGCAUUUUCCCCAUUUUUAAGAUAACUUGUGAAUAUAAUUCGCUGAAAGUAAUAAGGCUGUACAUCAGCAGUUUCCUCUGCCACACUUCUCCAUGUAUUAAUUACUUAUUAUUUAAGUAAUGAUGAAAAAUUGCCUUGUUUUGAUUGAAAUAAAUCAUAUGUAAAACUUUUAAAUGUUCCGUGGUGUCCCUCAAAUUGAAUUUUGGCCUUUUUAUUGAACUAUGUGCAGAUAAUAGCAUUGCUGAAAUUCCAGAAGAAUGUCUACAAUGGUUGUUUAAUAAUGCUUUUGUAGUGCAACUUCCAUAAAUAAAAUCCUGUACGGACAUUGUG